This is a messenger RNA of Pararge aegeria (speckled wood butterfly), 3775 nucleotides long. RefSeq lists its product as uncharacterized. Gene Ontology annotation, cellular component: MSL complex. NCBI's taxonomy places the organism in Eukaryota, Metazoa, Arthropoda, Insecta, Lepidoptera, Nymphalidae. The transcript has 11 exons. The record is from RefSeq and is a predicted model, not a curated record. Bases 393 to 2642 code for a protein of 749 amino acids.
AGUGACGCACUUUUUCGUUAAUUAAAAUAUCAAACUUUGUUAAUUUAAUGUCUUUCUUCGUGACAUUUUUUAGGCAAAUUUUUGCGGACCGUACCAUUGUAUAGUUGCGUCUAUUAUCAUUUUACAUGUGCGUGAAAGAAAUGUCAGUAUUGUCAGUACCGAAGAAUAUAGUAUCUACUUCAGUUAACUAACUACAUAGAACUCUAGAUGUUUUGACAAUGUAGGUAAUACAGACGAGAUCUAAACGUUUUUUCACAUACUGGGGUACUCACUAUAAAGUACGCUGGUGGAAUAACCCGCUGUAAUGUUUCGAACAAGAUUCGGUUAGCUAGGUUUUGACAGCCGGCUGGCUUGUCGUCGUAGGUGACUUAACGUUUGGCUUCCUAAUAAAAAUGAACAGUCGUAGCAGUGUGAAUGAAACUAAUUUGGUGAAUUUCUCGGCGGAUCUGUCUACACUAAAUCAGUUGGACUCAAAAGACGGCUUGCUGAGUUUUCCCUUUGAUCACAUCUACGCGUGCCACUCUCAAACCACGGAUAGAAGACAGGCUCUGCAGUUGGAGAAGGAGAUCGAAAUAUCGGCGCACUGUGUUACGGAAGACAAUCACACUUCCCCUGAAUUCAACCGGUUAACAGAACAAAUCAUAGUUGCUGAGAACCAGAACAAAAAGCUGAAAGAUUUGUUAAUCUAUCAUCUAGACCUGAUUCAGCAGCAGAAUGAGCUGAUUACCAAACGGGACAAACUGUUUCUUGCUUUGAAACAGGAAAAUGAUGCACUCAAGGCAAAGUUGAUUCGAAACACCAGAAGGGUUGGUUUUACAACACGGCACACAAUCCCUACCUCAACAAUCACAUCAAGUGGUGAACCAACCACUUCACAGAUAAUAUUAAAAAGCUUUAGAGAUUUGCUUCCACCAGAUGCACUUGAACAAACCAAACCUUUGGCUAAGGAAUUAUUUGGCAUAGCACGAGUUACUCUGGAUCCAGAAGUCCCAAGCUAUCAACCAGGAGAAAUAAAAGUACCUCCAGUGCCGGAUAAAAAGUUGAACACUGAUCAUUACAAAAUGAUUGACAACAAACGUUCACUCGUGAAGAAAGAGGUGAAGACUGAAAAUCGUUCAGACGUUCCUUUGUACACUGUGACCUCGAACAGCGGGAAUCCUAUCAUACAAAGGAUUCAUAAGAACAGACGCAAGACAAAUAGUAUUGGCAGCCUUAAUCGCAUGACAAAAACGCCCAAGACCGAAAUACCAGCAACAUGCACAUCUAAAAGUAAAAUGGUAGAACAAGGCCAAAACUAUGAUCGUACCUACGGCGUCAAAUCCAAAAUGAUAAACACGUAUGCCAAUUCGCGGAGUACCACAACCAUUCCAAAACGUACCAUGCAGUUUACCGGAUCACUCUCCGAUAGACUGCAGCUCAUCGAUACAACGCCGACAGGGGAAGACCCGUACCAGUUAGGCGAAGCCGAUAUGAGAGAACAAUCGCCGAUUCCGAAACUAAUGCUACAGAAGACAAACCAUGGACGCAUGAAAAUUUGCACUGAUCCGAUGGGCGGAACCCCCUCGCGACGCAUUUACGAUAUGCCCGAUACGAAAUCAAAGAUAAACCGGUUCAUGUCAGUUUACGAGCAACCAAAGAAAAAACCGAAAACCAUAAUUGUCCAAGAGCCGGAUUUGGAUUUGGUCAAAACGGAGACGGAAAUCGCCUGGCCGAACUUGUACAAUGAUAAACCGUUGAAUGAAACUAGUCUGUGCGAUUUCUCCUACGGCGAGUCGAUGCUACCAUCCCUGGAUGCUAAUGAGUUUCAGGAGUUGUUUACCUCAGAUGCUGCAUUAAAUUUGGAUAAUUUGAACCAGUUGGAUGAUCCUCCGGAGAAAAUAAUCCCUGAAAAGCCGCCAAAGAGACGAACGGUGCGUACUACCAGUCUUUUGGUACCUGAAGAAGAGGUCGUUGAGACGAAACGUGGUAUGGGCAGCAAACGUGGUAGAAAACGGGCUCUUUCUGCAACUGGCCCAGGGAAGCAGCAAACCCCAAAGGCACCACCGAAACCAAGGGGCGCUAGGGGAAGAGGUGGUGCUGCGGCCCGUGGCAAAAGAUCGCCAGUGCCCGAUUUAAUGACCAACAAACCAUACCCAACUUUGGUUGGCGACCCCGACCUGUCAUGGUAUGCUGGCCUUGACCCCGAAAUGAAACACGAUGAUGUGGAUCCACCCCUAUGCACCCAGGCUUCCACUGUUGAGGUUCCACGAUGGCGAGAAAAGCCUUAUACUAGCUGUUAUUCAUUAGAGGGCACAGAAAAUGUUGACGACAAGGUAUUUGAAAAAAGGCAUCAAAAACUAGAAGCUGAGGAGAGGCGGCAACUUAGGUGGCAUAUGAGGAGAAUUAGGGAACAGCGGCAUGUUGAGAAGCUCCGUCAAAGGCAAAGGGACUCCUGGUGCAGCUCUCCUGUUAACCAGCCUUCUGUUUAUACCGUUUGGCCACGACCGCAGCGGGAUGUUAAGUUUAUCGAGAUAACCGGUGUAUUACCCGUAAAUGGCUUCGGGGAACCGCUACCACAAAUCCCUGACUCUCAUUUUAUGCUGCCCUGGGUACGGACAUCCAAAGCUUUGAAGCGAUCUAAAAGAUCCAAAACCCUGCAUUGAACUCCUCAACAUUAUUGGACUAUUAUAAUUGCCUAAGUAAGUGAUUAAAUGUGCCACUUUCAAAGUGUAUCCAUAAGGGACGAAUAAAAAAAUACUUUGUCGUUAACAAAUUCAAGAAAAUUGCGAAAUUAUUUAAUAAAAUCGUAGUUUCUCCAUAGAAAGUUAGCAAGAUGUUGCUGUUUAAUAGAUGUUGUCUUUGACCUGAUCAAUAAAUAUGGCGUAUUAGGAUGUUAGUAAUGGGUUGUGGACUCUUGUAGAUUAGAAAAAGUAGGAAUUAUUAAACGCGUCAAAUUUCUUAGAAUGUUUCAAUAUAUGAGUGAUUGUAGGCAGAUAUUUUUCUUUAAUCGAUGCUUCUUAUCUAAUGUUGCGAUCUUAGAUAGAUGCUGCUGAAAUUCUAGUAAGUAAUUUUGAGAAGUAUGAAUCUUAUAUGAUAUGCUCGGUUCAGGUGGUCAGUCUACCACACAAGUGACCUAAUAAUAAACGAUGCACUGCAAUAACUAUCCCAAAACACGCCAUCACAUAUUAUAUCAAUAAUCAAAAUCAAAACUGUAAAAUCGUUUGUUCUUGAUAAGUAAAGAUAUAUAAGUAACAAUUAAUUGUUAUACAAAUAGAAUCCUGUUUAUUGAAUGUUAGUACUUAUACUGUUUAAGGUGUCAACUAUAUGAAUUUUAAAUGCAUAUAAAAAUUUAAGAACCGUCAGGAUUUUAAACCGCUUCUCGAUGGCAAUCGUAGCUGGUGUUCUUUGCGAAUUAAGCCACGGUCCAAAAAUGCACGCACAACGGUGAAAUUCAUAUAUGCAUUUCAAAUUUACAUAUUUGAUUUUUCCUCUCUAGUGUAGGUAACACUUGAAUAAAAAUGCAAAAUUAAUUAAGUCUACACAUAUAAAACCUCCGUAUCCAAGGUGUAAAGAUUUCAUGGGACGUAAUAUAACGAAGCUGAUACUGUAUUACAAUCAGACUCUAAGUCAGAUCGUACCGCGUUUAAGAACUUUAAUAUUUUAAGAGUAAAUUAAACUCCGAUUAGGGUUAUAUAUAAGAUCGCAAAAAAUCACUAAAAAAUUUCGUUACUUUGCGAGUGAUGUUAGUUCUUCGCACCUCUUUUAGAAUGUUAUUGUAGAAAAGCAAUACUUAGUA